ACUAAAAAUCUCCAAUCAAAUGAAUCAAUCACACACAGCUUCUCUUUUGCCUAGAGCUAUGUGUCUCUCUCUCAGUGGCUUCUCCAGGACUUCACACCUCGAACUUACUUGCUCUCCACGGAUCUCUUCCCCUCUCAAACAAAAAAACAAAACAACAUUUCUCCCUUUCCAAUUAAAUUUCUUCAACAAGCUCCUCUAUUUAAGCUCGCUUUCAGCCUUUCCUUCAACUUUCUUUAACUGUUUCUUUCUUCAACAAUUCCCCCCUCCUCCUUUCCCCUUCCUCCUUUUCCGCGAGCUUGAAAAAACAGGUUCUUAUCAUUCAUCUCUAGCUAGUUUGAAUUUGAAUUUGAAUUUGAAUACAUGGAAGAGCCGACCGUGCUGAACAACGUCAGAGGCGGCGAGGAAAUGCUGGAUUUGCCGCCGGGGUUCCGUUUCCACCCCACCGACGAGGAAAUCAUCACUCAUUACCUCACCCCCAAGGUCAAGGACGACACCUUCGCCGCCGUCGCCGUCGGAGAAGCCGAUCUCAACAAGUCCGAGCCCUGGGACCUCCCCAGCAAGGCGAAGAUGGGGGAGAAAGAGUGGUACUUCUUCUGCCAGAGGGACAAGAAGUACCCUACGGGGAUGAGGACGAAUCGCGCGACGGAGGCUGGAUACUGGAAGGCCACCGGAAAAGACAAGGAGAUUUUCCGGGGAAGAGGCUGCCUCGUCGGGAUGAAGAAGACGCUGGUGUUCUAUCGCGGCAGAGCUCCCAAGGGAGAGAAAACCAAUUGGGUCAUGCACGAAUACCGCCUCGACGGCAACUUCUCCUACUACUCCUUCCCCAAAGCUUCAAAGGACGAAUGGGUUGUAUGUAGAGUGUUCCACAAGAAUCCGGCGGCGGGGGCGGUGGGCGGCGGCGGCGGAGGAGGAGUGUUGAUGAAGAGAGCUUCUCCGAUGGAAGAUUUCCUGGCGAGGGCGAAUUCCUUCGGCAACGGCGACGAUUUCCUGUUGGACGCUUCCUUGUCGCUGCCGCCCUUGAUGGAUCUCCCGUACGGCGGCACCGAGUUCGCUAAACCGACGUCCUCUGGAGUGGUGGGGGAAGGCAGUUCCAAUUCCAAUUACGGCGGCUUCCCCAAUUCCUUUAUUAACGUCAACAAUUACCGUCAGUACACUUUCCCCAACCCGGCGGCCACGACGGGUUAUAAUUUGCACGGCUACGGAAGGGACGACGGCGGGCGGCAGUGCAAGGCGGAGCAGUCGAUGGUGAGCCUUUCGCAGGAGACGGGGCUGAGCACGGACAACAUGAGCGGCGCGGCGCCGGAGAUAUCGUCGAGCGUCGGAGGGAAGGGGUACGAUGGGUUGGAGGAUCCGACGUCGUCCGGUAUGGCUGGAUUGGACUGUUUCUGGGAUAAUUACUGAUCCAUCCUCAUUGUUUGAUUAAUAAUUCGUCAUCAAGGGUAAUUAUAAUUAGGAUUUAAGAGAUCGGGAGGAAAAGGGACAGUGAUUAAUUCUCCCUCCUUUUUUUUUCUUUCUUUCUACUUACAACAUUUGAUUAGGUAGAAAUUGGUGGGGGUUUUUAUUUUUUUUAAAUUUCUCUGUACAGAUUGUGGUGUUGUUGUUAAUUACCUCAUCGCUAGUGUUGUUAAGAGCUCUAACCUCGUGCUGCAGAGGUACAAAUCUGCAAAUUUUAUUAACAGCUAUACAUACCAGAAAAAAAGAGAGAGAGCUGUAUUAUAUAUAUAUAUAUAUAUACCAUUGUAAAACAUUCAUAUGAAAUGGUAAUUUAUCUGAUGGUAUUUUUAUUUA
Molecule: messenger RNA, 1788 nt
Organism: Linum tenue
Lineage: Eukaryota; Viridiplantae; Streptophyta; Magnoliopsida; Malpighiales; Linaceae
Source: the annotation of a GenBank genome assembly